Messenger RNA from Lepus europaeus (European hare), 5395 nucleotides. It is a transcript of the gene PLEKHG4B, whose product is annotated as pleckstrin homology and RhoGEF domain containing G4B. NCBI's taxonomy places the organism in Eukaryota, Metazoa, Chordata, Mammalia, Lagomorpha, Leporidae. Gene Ontology annotation, molecular function: guanyl-nucleotide exchange factor activity. Bases 1 to 4965 code for a protein of 1654 amino acids. The record is from RefSeq and is a predicted model, not a curated record. The transcript is spliced from 23 exons.
AUGCUGGACAGGAGGGAGAAGUUCCCAUGGCGUCCCACGGCCUCAGACCGGCCGAUAGCGGGCAUCGCCAAGAUUACAGCUGGGCCACGGUCGUCCCGGCCGCGGGCUUCCCCGCGUCUUUCUCCUAAGCGGGUUUGCGCGCUCCGAGCUGCUCCCCAGGAUCUGGAAUCCCUGGAUGCCUACAUCCAGGACACAUUGUCUGCCUUCUACCUGCCGUUUGAGGCCACAGCAGCCACAGUGCUCUGGCAGCUGUUCAGCGUGGCCGAGACACUCCACAGUGGGGACGGGCUACGCUGCUUCACCCACUUCCUCCUCCCAGCCAAGAAGGCUCUGCAGCGGCUACAGCAGGAAGCCUGUGCCAGGUACACAGGCCUCGUCUUCCUCCACCCAGGCUGGCCGCUGUGCAUCCACGAGAAGGUGGUGGUGCAGCUGGCAUCCCUGCACGAGGGCAGGCUCAGGCCUGGAGACUUCUACCUGCAGGUUACACCAGCCGAGAGGCAAUCAGCCAGACUGGUCUUGAAGUGCCUCUCCCCGCUGGGAAACACAGAGGAAGUCACCGUCCCUGAGGCCAUGUACGGCUGUGUCUUCACGGGAGAGUUUCUGCAGCAGGUGAAUGCAGGCCGGGGCUGUGUCCCUUUGCAGAACUGCCUCCUGACCUCGGGCUCUGCCGUCCACCGUACCCCAUGGAGCAGUGUCACAGACCCUGUCUUUCUACCCGCUGGAGCCAUCCUGCGGACCUGCCCCGGCCAUGGGGGGCCUGAGAAGUCCCUGCUGGGCAGCACCUCAGAGGUCCCAGGGCCAGCACGUGCCAUGGCGAUCAGCACGACUCUGCCUCACCACCAUGGGCAUCUGGGCUGCGAGCAGCCCGGGCACCCACCCUACCUACAAAGAGCUGACUUGGAUGGCCCCAGGACCCCGUGCAAAACUGCAGACAGAGGUGUGAUGAAGGGCAGGCAGGAGUCCCCUGAAAGCAAUGGGGGCCUGGACCACACAGACCAGGACAGUCCUCACCCCACCUGCCCUGGAGACCUGAGCAGCCCGCAGGCCAGGAGGAGGCUGGUGGGGGACCGUGCAAGAGCAGAGGCCAGACGCUGGUUCAGGAAAUCGUACAUGGAGGCCCUGAGGAACCCUAUGCCCCUUGGCCCCAGCUCCGAGGAGUCUCUGACUGGCAAUAAGGACCUUAAAGCUGGGACGAUGACCAGCCCAACACAGCGAGAAUCUCCUGACCCCACAAGAAGCCCUCAACAGACCCUGAGCAAAGAGAAAACAGUUGCCCCGAGGUGGACCUGCUCAGGAACCUCAGGGAGGACCCGUCCCAGGAGGUCUCAGUCCUGGGACAGGUCACUCAGAAGCUCCCAGAGGGAAGAACCUGCAGCCCACAGGCCUUCCCGCCAUGCAGUGAGCAGAGGGUCUGGGGGUCUCCUAGGAGGACACGCUGUGGGGACCAGAAACGCCUGCUCUGUCAGCCCAUCUCACGUGGCUGCAGCUCCCACCUGCACCCAGGAGGAAGCUGUUCUUGCUACCCCAGCCUUUGUCCCAGGACGGGAGCCCAGCAGGUGUCCAGACAGGACUGCUGAGCUGCUAUGCUCUGAGGGUGAAGGGCAGCCACCCAGCACUGUGGACCUCCCCAGCCAGGGACCGCAGCAAGUGCUGGACACCAACCAGGAGCUGCUGCAGUCCGGAGUCAUCACCCUCCCAGGGACCCGUGACCGCCACGGCAGGGCAGUGGUACAGGUCUGCACGAGAGGCCCGCUCUGGUCCAGCAAACACUCGUCCCAUGCCGAGCUGAGCUGCCUGCUGAUGUACCUCUGUGGCAUACCCAGGAAGGAGGUGCGGGACCUAGGGCUGCUUGUCCUGGUGGACGCCCGCAGAAGUCCAGUCACCCCUGCUCUCUCCUGGGCCCUCUCUGGACUGCAGAACACAUCUCCUCCCGUAAUUCAUAGUGUUUUGCUGCUGGUGGAUAAAGAAUCUGCAUUUAGCCCUGACACGGGUACGACAGUUCAGUGUGAGGUGGUGAGCUCCCUGAAGGCCCUUCACAAGCUUGUGGACAGCUCCCAGCUGACCGCAGACCUGGAUGGCUCGUUCCCCUACAGCCACAGAGAUUGGAUCUGCUUCCGCAGGAAGCUGGAGGCCUUCACUGCAGACUGCAAGGAGGCCAUCGUCUUCCUGCAGAACUCAGCGCAUUCCCUGAACAUCCACAGAGCUCAGAGGACAUCCCAGGAAGUCACCGAGGCCAUCACGCAGCACGAGGAGAUGAUGAAGCUCGUCCUGGAAGAUGCGCUGCUCGUGUGGCUCCGGCUGGAGGGCAGCGUGGUUCUGGCACGGCUGAGGAGAGCGGGGCUCGGUGCAGGCCAGGACUGCCAAGAUGCCGUUGAGGCCGCCUCCAGGCUGUACAACCAAGUGGACGAGGAAGUGCACAGGCUGGUCCUCGCCUCCAACAGGGGUCUGCAGCGGCUGGAGAACCUCCGGGAGCUGAGGACACUGGAGGAGGGGCACGCCCAGAUGGAACGGUGGUUUGAAGAAGAACUUGAGAAAUUCCUCGGCCCUUGGGAGCUGCUCUCCUAUGAGGAUGUGGAGCAGCGACAGCAGGAGCUGCAGGCCUUGCUGGCCUCGGUGACGCGAUAUUGUCAGAAAGGGCUGCAGCUGGUGAAGGAAAACUCGCAAAACUCACAGGAAACAACCCAGGGCUUCCAAAGGCGCCUGAGUGCCAUGGUCGGCCGGGCCGAGUGUCUGGAGGGAGAGCUGGCCUGCUGGACCCACCUGUCCAUGCUCUACGAGACGGUGAACAGAUGGCUGCUGCGCUGUACCAAGUACCUAGAACAUGUGGUCCCAGAGGUGCGUCCCUCCUCACUGGUCACUGAGUACUUGAAGAGCUGCCACCAUGAGGCCACCAAGGUGACUGCAGAGGCCUUUCACAGGGCCAGUGGGACCGUGCUGGGCCUGGGUGGCCAGCAGGCGCUGCAGCGGUGGCGUGACCUGUGGCUGCAGUACCAGCAGAUGCAGCUGCGCUUGGAAGAAGCCCUUGCUGGAGCCAACCAGGGCCCUGGCAUGCUGACUGUUGACCAAAGCCUGCCGAAGCUCAAGCUUGCCCAAGAGACCACAUGGAAGCACCGUGAACCCUCGACAGGUUCCCCUGCCAAGGCUGACGGCAGUGCUGGGGAAUGGACCCGAGGGCCAUGCAGCCUCGCUGGACAAGCCAUUCUGUGUGGAUGGGAGGGUCAAGGUUUGUGUGGUCCAUGGGCUGGGCCACCCUCCCUGGGGGUACUUGAGGGGCCAGGGACCAGCAUGGCUGACACAGACAGCAGCUCCACCUGCUCCUCAAACCCCACUUCAACACCAGCCAGCCGCCCCAGGAAACACCCCCUGAAGAAAAUGAUGAAGAAGAUUCCAGGUUUUGAAAUGCCUCAGCUGGACAGUGGUCCCCGGGAUGCCUGCCAGUUGGGCCACACUGGGGUCUUCAUCAGAGGCCUGGAGGUGACGGGCACUGUGCCAAGGCUGCCUGCGGGGUGUCCCCCAGUCCCUCGGAGCCGUAGUCUGCCCUCUCCCUCCAGGACGCAACCCCCUGAGGAGGUGGGGAGGCAGCACACAGGAAGCCGCCUGCAGCACAUAGUGGCCGAGAUGAUCUCCACGGAGAAGGAGUAUGUCCGGUCCUUAGGAUAUGUCAUCGACAACUAUUUUCCAGAGAUGGAAAGGAUGGACUUGCCCCAGGACCUGCGAGGGAAGCGCAGCGUCAUCUUCGGGAACUUGGAGAAGCUCCAUGACUUCCACCAGCAGUACUUCCUGCAGGAGCUGGAGCGCUGCCGGCACUGCCCCUUGGCCGUGGGCCGUGGCUUCCUGAGACAUGAGGAAGAGUUCCGCAUGUAUGCGCUCUACAGCAAGAACAAACCCCAGUCGGACGCCCUGCUCAGCAGCCAUGGCAACGCCUUCUUCAAGGACAAGCAGCAGGAGCUGGGCGACAAGAUGGACCUGGCCUCCUACCUGCUGAAGCCUGUGCAGCGCAUGAGCAAGUACGUGUUGCUGCUCCAGGACCUGGUCAAGGAGGCUGGCCGCUGCCCAGGCCGUGAGCAGGAGCUAGGCGAGCUGCAGGCAGCCGGAGAGGUGGUCCGCUUCCAGCUGCGCCACGGCAACGACCUGCUAGCCAUGGACGCUGUCCGUGGCUGCGAUGUGGACUUGAAGGAGCAGGGGCAGCUCCAAUGCCAGGACGAGUUUCUCAUUUGCUGUGGGAGGAGGAAGUACCUGAGGCACGUGUUUCUCUUUGAAGACCUCAUCCUGUUCAGCAAGACCAAAAAGGUGGACGGAGGCUACGACCUCUACCUGUACAAGCAGUCCUUCAAGACAGCUGAGAUCGGCCUGACCGAGAACGUGGGAGACAGCGGCUUGAGGUUUGAGAUCUGGUUUCGCAGGCGUCGGAAACCUCAGGAUACCUACGUUCUCCAGGCGAGCUCGGUGGAAGUCAAGAGGGCCUGGACUGAGGUGAUCAGGAAGAUCCUGUGGCGGCAGGCACUGCGGAACAGAGAACUCCGGAUGCGGGAGGUGGCGUCCAUGGGCAUGGGCAGCAAGCCCUUCCUGGACAUCCAGCCCAGUGAAGCAGCCAUCAGCGACCGGGCCAUUGACCACAUCAUGAAGGGAACAGUGCCGCGAACCCGAGCGUCCAUCGCAGUGUCCUCCUUCGACCAUGCCACCCGCGUCAAGAGACCCCACUCCACCAUCUCAGAGAGCAGCAGCUCCUCCGGCAGCCAAGCCUCCUCCUUCCUGGGGCCACUGAACCUGCACGUGUCCACCAGCCCUGCCCUCGGGCCCUGGCCGUCUGACGUCAGAACCUGCAUUGAGGAAGACGAGCUGGAGCAGGAGGCGGGCAGCCAGACCCCCGUGUCUGUGAUCCACCUGGAUAAGAAGCUGUUCCUCUGGGGAGAGCACUGGUCAGCAGGAGCAGAAAGACCUCCAUCCAGGCUUCUACACCAAUGAGGCCUGGAGAUGCAGCACUGAGCUGGAGGCUCUUCACACUGACAGUCGUCCUGUGAGGCCCUGCCUGCUGGGCCUGGCCUGACCCUCCUCCUCUCUCACUGUGUGGUCCUGGCAGGAGCAGCCUUGAGCCCUGUGCAGUGCCACCCUGUGCCACACCCACAGCCGGCUUGUGGUGUCCCAGGGCCAGAGAGAGCCAUACUAGGACUGCAUUUGUCCCCUACACCCACCUUUCAGGCCAGCAAGGGCCAGAGGGUAGACAGUCCCCAGGCCUGUCCCCACGGUCCAUCCCCAACACAGGACCAGCCUCUUGCAAUAACUGGAUCUCAUUUUGUUUCUUUUUAAAACAUGUUGUGUGUAGUUAGCAUGCAUGGUACUUGCCUUAGGCCUGAGAGGACGUUAGGGGAGACUGAUCACUUCCUGGACUCCCCAC